Dromaius novaehollandiae (emu) is the source of this 3044-nucleotide messenger RNA. It is a transcript of the gene MINDY1, whose product is annotated as MINDY lysine 48 deubiquitinase 1. Gene Ontology annotation, cellular component: cytosol; cell periphery. NCBI's taxonomy places the organism in Eukaryota, Metazoa, Chordata, Aves, Casuariiformes, Dromaiidae. The record is from RefSeq and is a predicted model, not a curated record. Gene Ontology annotation, molecular function: cysteine-type carboxypeptidase activity; K48-linked deubiquitinase activity; cysteine-type deubiquitinase activity. The transcript has 11 exons. Bases 1023 to 2528 code for a protein of 501 amino acids. Gene Ontology annotation, biological process: protein K48-linked deubiquitination.
GUCACCCCGCCGCCGGGCCUUCGGCCUCGCCACGCCGCCGAGCGAGGCGACUUCCUCCUCGGCGGGGACAGGGAGGGCCGGGGAGGGGGAAAAAAAAAAAAAAGGAAAAAAACCCCCAAAGCCCUGUCCGCCGAGCUGGUUAUUUAUUUGCCUGCUUUCUCCACCCCCCCGCCCUCCCUCCGCCUGGCGCUGCUGUAAAUCCGCCUUCCCGGUAGAUGUCUCUUUGAAAAGCGCCCGAGCGGAGCGAGGAAAGUCGGAGGCUCCCCUUCCUCCGGCGGCUGGCGGCCUCCCGCAGAUCCGGAAAAAGAAGAAGAAGGGGGAAAAAGAAAGAGGAGAGAGGAAAAACCAGCGGCGAAACUUCCCCCCCCCCCCCCACCCGCCGGCGGGACCGUCAGCGGGUGACGCCGCGGAGGGAGAGUCCUGCUGCCGGAGCGGCCCGCGGCGCUCCCCCGCAAGCCGCCCGGACGCCAGCCGAAGCCGCCUACGUGGUCAGCUCCAAGCAAAGGCGGCUGCGGAAGAAAAACCAGCAAGGGCAGAGCCGCGGCGAGCGGCAGGUGGAAAAAUCCAGAGCAAGGCAAAGCGAGAAAGAAGCAGCCUUUGUUCUGUUUGUGUAACCUCCAGGCGGGAGAGAAACGGAUGCUAGGGAAAGAAUUCGGAGCCGCGGAGAUCCGCAGAGACUGAUAGAGAAUUGGAAAAACAAGUUGGCAGGGCUUUAAAAGGCCGAUUUGCAAAUGCUGUUUGUGGGACCGUCUUUGUUCCCCAGGUCUGGGCUGGGUUUUCAGCAAAAUAACUCUCAUGGAGAGAUCUAGGAUGCAACUAUUCCUGGACAGACCCGGAGCAUUUCUGACUCUCUGAUCUGGACACUGAGCCCCUACCCACUCCCAGGAAGGGCUCCGACUCUUUUUUCCCUGCCUCCCGGAGAGGAGCAGGAGGGAACAGCGCCGCGGGGCCAGCGUGCCGCGGGGAGCGUGACGGGAUCGUGGCUGGAGGCCUCGCACCGCUGGAUGCUCUGAGCGGGUGUGAUGGAGCCCCAGCAGCCUGCCCCGAUGAAGGGGGAAGGCGUCAGCGGCGAAGGGACCGACCCCGAAAUCUGCCAGGCUCCCCUGGGUUUAGAGGAGGUCGUCAAGGGGGAAGAAAUACUAGUUGCCGGCCAGGAGAGCCAAGAAGCCGAUGGGCAAGACCGGACUGCGUGCCGCGGGGAGGAAGACGUGCCUCCCAGCCCGAGGCAGGAGGAGCUGCGCUGCGCCCUGGACCUUCUCUCCAUGGGUGACGCCGAGCAUCCAGAGAGCGAGGAGGUGGGAGAAGAGAGCAAAGACACCCAAGAGAGCCAUGAGGCCGCGGCCGAAGGCGACCGACCCGCCGGAGGGGCCUCGCUGCCCGACGCCUCCGUGCCCAGCCUGGGCGCCGGGGCCGUGGAGCCGGCGGCCGAGCCCACCAAAGCCCAGUCCCCAAGCCGGGAGCGGGAGCCCGAGCCGGAUUUCUACUGCGUGAAGUGGAUUACCUGGAAAGGCGAGCGGACGCCCGUCAUCACGCAGAGUGAGAACGGACCCUGCCCGCUCCUGGCCAUCAUGAACAUCCUCUUCUUGCAGUGGAAGGUGAAACUGCCCCCGCAGAAGGAGGUCAUCACAUCGGACGAGCUGAUGGCGCAUUUGGGGGACUGCAUCCUAUCCAUCAAACCCCAAGAGAAAUCGGAAGGGCUGCAGCUAAACUUCCAGCAGAACGUCAAUGACACCAUGAUGGUCCUCCCCAAGCUCUCGACGGGGCUGGACGUCAACGUGCGCUUCACGGGCGUCUCGGACUUCGAGUACACGCCUGAGUGCAUCGUCUUCGACCUCCUCAACGUCCCGCUCUACCACGGCUGGCUGGUGGACCCACAGAGCCCCGAGGUGGUGCAGGCCGUGGGCAAGCUCAGCUACAACCAGCUGGUGGAGAAGAUCAUCACCUGCAAACACUCCAGCGACUCCAACCUGGUGACCGAAGGCCUGAUCGCGGAGCAGUUCCUGGAGUCCACGGCCUCGCAGCUGACGUACCACGGGCUGUGCGAGCUGACGGCCGCCGUGAAGGAAGGGGAGCUGAGCGUCUUCUUCCGCAACAACCACUUCAGCACCAUGAUAAAGCACAAGGGCCACCUCUACCUGCUGGUGACGGACCAGGGCUUCCUGCAGGAGGAGGGGGUGGUGUGGGAGAGCCUCCACAACGUGGACGGCGAUAGCUGCUUCUGCGACACCGACUUUCAUCUCAGCCACGCGCUGGGCAAGGAGGCGGCCGGCGCGUCCUCCCCGGAGCACCAGCUGCAGCAGAGACAAGUGGACCAGGACUACAUGAUCGCCCUGUCGCUGCAGCAGCAGCAGGGACAGGGCCCCUCGGCGCUCAGCGACCUCGAGCUCGCACGGCAGCUGCAGCAGGAGGAGUAUCAGCAGCAGCGGCCGGCCCCGGCUCCCGCGCAGGGCCGCGCGCAGCCGGGCGCCCGGGCGGCCGGAGAGCGGAGGCAGAGGCCGAAGCAGGACUCGGACUGCGUGCUGCUGUAGAGCACCCGGCCCCGUAAGGCCUCCCGGAGCUGCGGCACCCAUGGGUGCCCUGCCCCGCGUCCCCCUCCCCGGGGCAGCCCCGUCGCGGGGAGCUGCGGCCAGGCCGGGGGCGCUCGCGGGGUCCCCCAGCGCCAGAGCCCUCCCUGCGCUCCUGCCCCUCCGGGGAGCCCCCAGCCCCAUGGGGGGGCCUGGGGACGGGGCAGAGCGGGGCUGGGGGGGGACAAGGCGGUGGGGUGUCAACCCCCACCCACCUCCCGGCUCCCCAAAUCUUUCCAGUGGCCUUAAAACGGGGGUUAACCCCCCCCCCCAGGGUGAGGGGUGUCCCCUGAGCCCCCCGGUCCCUCCGGAGCGACGGGGACCCACCUGCUCCGAGACACAGGACACACACCCCCCCCGGGGACACCCUGGGGACACCCCCCCCCGGGGGGAACACACGCACUGGGGGGGGGACACCCCCCCCCCCGGUGUCCGUCACGCUGCCUUAGCCCUUUGCAAAUAAAGAGGACUUUUCCCGUU